AUGGAUCGCUUCUUUGCCCCCAACACUUCAGAGGCAUUGGCCCACACCCAUUUAACCGAAAAUUGGUUCACCUGGGACCAAGACCAUCCUUCAUUCAACGAGACCCUCGUUGCAGGAUGUGCAUCCUAUCAAGCAUUUACGCGCUACCUCUCAGGUUCUGACCUAUUCAUCGUACCUAGGUCCCCUCGUGAGCUCGAAGGUGUUUUGCGGCGUUACGCGUAUGAUAGCAUACACAAUGCCAUAGCGGUCUCACGGCAAACUCUUCAAAGAGGUGGAUACAGCCGAAUGUGCUCCCUCGCAGAAAAGUCAAUACGCGACGUUCUAAAUACCAAUGACAAUGCAACUGUCUUACUCGAUUUGCAUACGCCUCAA
Suillus plorans is the source of this 372-nucleotide messenger RNA. RefSeq lists its product as uncharacterized. The annotation marks the transcript as partial. Lineage: Eukaryota; Fungi; Basidiomycota; Agaricomycetes; Boletales; Suillaceae. The record is from RefSeq and is a predicted model, not a curated record. The transcript has 4 exons.